GGACACCUAAUCGUCAGAAACUCCCGUGACGGCGUCGUUUGGCAGACGGAUAACAAAGAACCCGGAACCGAUUUCCGGUUCUCUGAAACCGGGAAUCUGAUUUUGAUCAACGACGACGGCUCUCCGGUUGGCAGAGCUUUGAUAACCCGACCGACACGUGGCUUCCGGGGAUGAAUGUCACCGGUCUAACGGCUAUGACUUCGUGGCGGACUCUGUUCGAUCCUUCGCCGGGAUUUUACUCCCUCAGACUGAGUCCAGGCUUCAACGAGUUCCAGCUUGUUUACAAGGGAGCCACACCGUAUUGGUCCACCGGAAAUUGGACCGGAGAAGCCUUCGUCGGCGUUCCGGAGAUGACUAUUCCGUACAUCUACAGGUUCCAUUUCGUUAACCCUUACACUCCCUCGGCGUCGUUUUGGUACAUCGUCCCACCGUUGGACGCCGUUUCCGAGCCACGCCUGACGCGGUUCAUGGUCGGCGCCAACGGCCAGCUGAAGCAGUACACUUGGGACCCACAGACGCAGAGCUGGAACAUGUUCUGGUUGCAGCCGGAGGGUCCGUGCCGCGUUUACAGUCUCUGUGGUCAAUUAGGGUUUUGCAGCAGCCAAUUGCUCAAGCCCUGUGCCUGCAUCCGCGGUUUCCGGCCUAAGAACGACGACGCGUGGAGAUCUGAUGAUUACAAGCGACGGAUGCCGCCCGUUGUUGGGUCAAUCUCAGUUCUUGGGAUUACAUUGUUGGUGCCAUUGAUUCUGUUGAAGAGGAGUCGAAAAGAGGAAGAAGACGAGGAAACAGACGAAGAUGGGUUUGCUGUGUUGAAUUUGAAGGUCCUUUCUUUCAAGGAGCUUCAAACAGCUACAAUGAGUUCUCGGAUAAGGUCGGACACGGUGGUUUUGGGGCGGUUUUCAAAGGAACAUGUACCUGGUUCUUCUACCUUUGUGGCCGUUAAACGCGUGGAAAGACCUGGAAGUGGGGAGAGCGAGUUCCGGGCAGAGAACAAGCCCCAAAUUGCUAAGCUGGGAGACCCGUUUCAGGAUCGCGUUAGUGAUUUCAACGCCAAAGUAUCUGAUUUUGGCUUGGCUAAGCUCCUUGGCCGUGACUUCAGCCGAGUUCUAGCCACAAUGAGAGGGACAUGGGGCUACGUGGCUCCCGAAUGGAUAUCUGGUUUGCCCAUCACAACAAAAGCUGAUGUGUAUAGCUUUGGAAUGACAUUGCUCGAGCUGAUCGGUGGUCGAAGAAAUGUUAUUGUUAAUAGCGAUACACUGGGAGAGAAAGAGACAGAACCAGAGAAAUGGUUCUUUCCACCAUGGGCAGCUCGUGAAAUCAUACAAGGAAAUGUGGACUCUGUGGUCGACUCUAGACUCAACCGAGAAUAUAACAUUGAAGAGAUGCUUGAAGGAGUUGUGGAGGUGACGGUUCCUCCACCGCCUAAAUUGAUUCAAGCUCUUGUCUCCGGCGAUUCAUACCGAGGAGUGAGUGGCACAACCUGUAGCGAAAGUCGUGGCUGUUCGGAUCUCAACACUGGAUUGUCUAGCCCUGGCUCACGGUCGUCUUUUGGUAGACCUUCUCCUUGAUCAAUUUAAGAUGAUUUGGUCAAAACCGGCCUUAAAUGUUUAAGUUUUGCUCUCUAAGAGGGUUUAAUUAGUUUAAACUGUAUUUGUUGGUUUAUGAGAUUGAAACCUUAAUUUCUUAUUUCCCAUUAAAAAAGGGAUGAGCGUUAG
Arabidopsis arenosa is the source of this 1715-nucleotide messenger RNA. Lineage: Eukaryota; Viridiplantae; Streptophyta; Magnoliopsida; Brassicales; Brassicaceae. The record is from the annotation of a GenBank genome assembly.